AUGACAGAGAAAUCUUGCGGUUUAGUUGAAAGGUUGUCAUCUGUAAAUGCAUCUUAUGAAAUGAAUCAUCAAGUGAGGUCAGAUAUACCCCUUUCACCAUGCAAUGAUCUUUGUACAAGUAACAUAGCCGGUGGAGAAGAUAAGAUCGCAUUUACAUUCGUUCCGGCUCCUGAAAAUGGCUCAUCUGAUUCAUCAAACCCCUUGUCUCAUAGUGACCGGCAGGAGCAUCGAAAAUCAGAAGCUGAAAAUUCUGGUGACAUUGAGCCCAUUAAAAUAUGGACUAAUGGGGGUCUGUUGGGACUGAAACCAUCGAAGCCUUCAGUUCUGGAUUGCAAGACCGAGGAAAGGAAAAUUGGUUCGGCUGAAACUGAAAAAGAUAAAUCAGAUGAUCUAGGAACCCAAAAUGUUUCAAGCUUAGCAACUCCAGGAACCCAAAAUCUGGCAACGAUUGUUGUUGACCACAGAGAGUGCCGUGAGACUUCUUCCGGAGUCUUUGGACUCAUCCACAAGUUACUCACUAAUGGCUUCCGCAGAAGAGAUUCAUUUCCCCAUGAAAGACAGGCUGUACCAGCAACCAUYCCWGAGAAUGAWGAAAUGACGACAGAGAAKAGCAKUUUWUKUGACCAAGACAWUACUGAGAAAAGCUUGAUGGAUCCCUUUAGAGAUGAAGCUCCAAUUGAUUGGAUUACAUCGUCCCCGCCUCUUCGACACAUGAAAAUAUCUCUCAAUCCCGUUGACACCCUUCAGGCUUCCAGACUGAAGCUGAAAUUUUCAGAAGGGGACAAUAACUACAAUAUGUUUUCUUCUUUUCAGCUGCUUCCAGAGGCUGCUACUUCCCUUCCUGAUUCUUAUUCAGACGAUGACACUUUCUGUAGAUCCUCUCCUUACAUGCCAGAUACCGAUUAUCUUAGCGAUAAUCAGUCCUUGUCAAAUUCUGAUCAGUGUCAUGUCGGUAACAAUGCUGAAGCUUCUUGUCUAGAGAUUGAAUCAGAUAGUGGUUGUGUCGCUGUAAACCUCUCAUACCUCCAGAAUCCUGCUGAGCCUUUACCACCACCAUUUCCAUCCAUACAAUGGAUGGUUUCAAAGACGCCCUCAGUCAACAAAGAACAGCCUAACGUAGUGACUUCUGCUCCUAAACAAGAAAUUAAGGGCCAUCUGAAGAAUAAUGUCAGGGAGGACAAACAAAGCGCCAACGAAAAGGAGACUGAAGCUGGAGACUUCUUGCAACAAAUCCGAACACAACAAUUCAACCUGAGGCCUGUUGUUAUGACAACGACAUCAUCUGCUGCUGCAACAACUGACCCUAGAAUAAACACUAAGAUCAGCGCGAUUUUGGAGAAAGCAAACUCGAUACGACAGGCUGUAGCUAGCAACGAUGGAGAUGAAAGCGAUACAUGGAGCGAUACAUAA
Messenger RNA from Arabis nemorensis, 1410 nucleotides. The record is from the annotation of a GenBank genome assembly. NCBI's taxonomy places the organism in Eukaryota, Viridiplantae, Streptophyta, Magnoliopsida, Brassicales, Brassicaceae.